ACUCAAACGUGAGAUGCUGAAAAACCGCAAGAUGCGAUGCAACAUCCAAAGUCUUCAGUCUUGUGCACAUAAACCAACAAUUAAUAUUAAAGACACCGACAGAAUACAAACACAACUAAAUCUGUGUCGGAUGUGAUUGCAGGGUGGACUCCUAUGAACUACAGUGGCAUUCAAAUAUGAAAAUAAACACUUUUUGAAAGCUUUAUUUUGAAAAGACAGCUGAAUUCACAAAAUAAAAAUUUCUUCAUAUAUGAUACACAGGCUAUACCAGUCUACCGUAAGCUACUUACAGCUUUUCCGAUGUCUACAAUGCUCCAUACUAACGUCCUCGACAUUCGAGAGGUUUCUGGAUAUAUCAGUUAAGUGCUGAAUAGGAUAUUAACGUCAGCAUUAAUAACAGCGUUACAAAUAGUAGCCUAUAUGUUAAGCCGUCACUCAGUAGUGCUAUCUAGUUCGUUUGUAGUUAUUAAUCAACUUCAGUGUCUCAUAAAGACAAAUACGUGUUAGAUAAUGCUUUUAAUAAAAACAGGGUUAAAUGGUCGCGCGUGUCAGGUGCGUUGGCCAAGCGCUCGCGCCCGUGUAUUCGUGGCCACUCAGUAUUGGUCUCUAAUAUUCCUUCCUUCCUACGAAAACAUAUGCAAACUAUUUGGCCGAUGCGUUCAUGUCUAUAGGCGCUGCUUUUUAAUAUUUAUGACAACGAAAUCGCACGUCAGAAGAAGCUGAUGCUUGAGGGGAAGCCGCUGACAUCAAUAUUUGCAUCAGUAUUUGCGUCCAUCACUCACACUUACCAGAUACCCAGGGAAGAGAGACCAAGGGAUUCGCGAGAGCGAUGCACUGUUGUAUUAUUUUGCAGCUCGACGCUGAGAAAUAAAGAAUAACUGAAAAAACACACAAACAAACUUUUGGGAUUAUAUUAAUUUGUUUCACUGUUCUUAUAAAGAGUUUUUUUUUUCUCUCUUUUGAGAGAUAUGGCCGAGGGUGAAAACGAAGUGGCACCCCUGCCUCUCAGGCACAUAUUCAAGGAUUUUUUGCUUCGAGAGCAGACACGGCAAACCGAUGCCACGGUGCAUGUUGACUUCUCCGUCGAUCAGAAUAGUUUCAAAGAACGCCUGCAGUUUUACUUCAUCAAAGACCAACGAUCUAGUCUCAGGGUGCGAGUGUUUUAUCUUUCGCUCAAGGUGUUAAGCUGCAUUUUGUAUAUAUUCAGAGUGCUGACUGACUCAAAAGAUCAACCUAAAUGCUUGGGCUGCCCAUAUAAAAAUUAUACCCUGCUUGAAAUCAACUGGGCCUCAAUUAUUUGGGUUGAACGAAAUCACUCGCUUUGGGCUGUGCAGGUGUCUGUUGCAGUCAUAUGUUUAUCCAUAAGAAUCCUACUGACAUAUCUACGAUACAAGGGGAACAUAUGGCAGCAGGUACUUCAAAUAGCGUUCCUCUUGGAAAUGAUUAAUACAGUGCCCUUUGUGAUUGGAAUUUUUGAUCAUCCUCUCCAAAACCUCUUCAUCCCUGUGUUUCUGAACUGCUGGCUGGCAAAACGUGCUUUGGAAAGCAUGGUUAAUGAUUUUCAUCGUGCUAUUCACCGGACACAGUCAGCCAUGUUCAAUCAGCUCCUCAUCCUCAUCUCCACCAUCAUCUGCCUCAUUUUCACGUUCAUUUGUGGUGUUGAGCACUUGCAGCGUGCUGGAAAAAAACUCUCAGUUUUUGACUCUUUCUACUUCUGCAUCGUGACCUUCUCUACAGUGGGGUUUGGAGAUGUACUUCCUGACAUCUGGCCCUCCAAGUUACUGGUGGUUAUUAUGAUAUGUGUUGCUUUAAUAGUCCUGCCUAUCCAGUUUGAGGAGCUGGCCUACUUGUGGAUGGAGCGGCAGAAGUCAGGAGGAGAUUACAGCAAGCAAAGAACAGAAACCGAGAGACACGUGGUGUUGUGUGUCAGUUCAGUCAAAAUCGACCUGCUGAUGGAUUUCCUCAAUGAGUUUUAUGCUCACCCAAGACUUCAGGAGUACUAUGUCAUCAUCCUUUGCCCUGCAGAGCAGGAUGCGGCGGUGAGACGGGUGCUGCGGAUCCCAAUGUGGUCACAUAGAGUCAUAUAUCUGCAGGGCUCUGCCCUCAAAGAUCAAGAUCUGGUCAGAGCAAAGCUGGAUAAUGCUGAGGCUUGCUUCAUUCUGACUUGUCGCUGUGAGGAGGACCGCAAUGCAGCAGAUUACCAGACCAUCCUGAGGGCUUGGGCAGUGAAGGACUUUGCUCCAAGCUGCACUCUUUUUGUUCAGAUUCUCAAAGCAGAAAACAAAUUUCAUGUGAAAUUUGCAGAUCAUAUUGUCUGUGAGGAAGAGUUUAAAUAUGCUAUGCUGGCCCUGAAUUGCAUCUGUCCUGCCACGUCCACCUUCAUCACCCUGCUGGUGCACACAUCUCAAGGCCUGGAGGGUCAGCACUCUCCUGAGGACUGGCACAGAAUUUACGGAAAAUGCUCAGGAAAUGAAGUGUACAGCAUUGUUCUGAAAGAAAGCAUCUUCUUUUCUGAGUAUGAAGGAAAUAGCUUCACUUAUGCCUCCUUUAAUGCAUAUAAUAAGUAUGGCAUCUGUCUCAUUGGAGUGUGUCCUGAUGACACUAAGAAGAAUAUACUACUGAACCCUGGUCCUGAGCACAUCAUGAAGCCCUUGGAUGUGUGCUUCUACAUCAGUCUCACCAAAGAGGAGAACUCCUGCUUUAAGAGAGGGUGCAAAAACAGCCCCAAGACUCAACCUCCAACCAGCAGCGCCAUUACUAGCAUGGGUACGGUGGCCAUAGACCUGCAGGAACUAAGCAUUCCGUCCAGUUUAGGUCCAUCACUCUCAGCUGAAACUAAUAUAUCUGAGACCAGAAAACCAAACAUGGUUCCUGUUCUAGAAUUGCCUGAUUCACCUUCUUUCCAGACUGCCGACAUGUUCAGCGAUCAGUCAAAGAAUCCAUAUCAGCCCUACACUGGAGAUGAAGGCAGCAAUGAUUAUGUUAAGGGAUAUCCUCCAGAUUUACCCUACAUCGGAAGCUCACCGAUACUUUGCCAUUUACGGAAAAAGAAAACACCCAAAUGUUGUAUGCAACUAGAAAAGGUCUGCAACCACAAAGACGAAGAAGAUGUCAAAGCGUACAGUUUAAAGAAUAAGCUCAUCAUUGUGUCCGCGGAGACCACAAGAAAUGGCCUGUACAACUUCAUCCUCCCAUUACGAGCCUCUUACAGAUCAGAGAAUGAACUGUGUCCCAUCGUGCUGCUCUUGGAACAUGAGCCAGAGGCUGAGUUUCUUGAGACUGUCUGUUGGUUCCCAAUGAUCUAUUACUUGCAUGGAUCAAUCGACAGUCUGGAUGACCUGUUGCGUUGUGGCGUCUCGUUUGCUGCCAGUAUGGUGGUUGUGGAUAAAGAGAGCACCAUGAGCGCUGAGGAAGACUAUAUGGCUGAUGCAAAAACCAUUAUAAACGUCCAGACCCUGUUCAGGUUGCUGUCUGGCCUCAACAUCAUCACAGAGUUAACUCAUCCCGCUAACAUGAGAUUCAUGCAGUUCAGCGCAAAGGACUGUCACUCGCUGGCUUUCUCCAAACUAGAGAAGAAAGAAAGAGAGAAAGGCUCAAACCUGUCCUUCAUAUUUCGCCUGCCUUUUGCAGCUGGUAGGGUGUUUAGCAUUGGGAUGCUGGACACACUUCUCUAUCAGUGUUUUGUUAAGGAUUAUAUGAUCACCAUCACCAGACUACUGCUUGGACUGGAAUCCACACCGAAAUCUGGUUUUCUUUGUUCUAUGAGCAUCACAGAGGAGGAGUUGUGCAUUGAGACGUAUGGCAGACUGUAUGAAAUGCUCUCCUCCACUGUAGGAGACAUUCCCAUCGGCAUCUACAGGACUGAGUCUCAGAUGCUUGAACCUCCUGAGACUCCACUAUCCCAGAUGUCAGACAAAGUGUCAGUCUUUGAGGAGGGAAAGGACCCGGAGGAGCAGGAUGAGGCUAUUCCCUGUGAAUUGCCAGACAUCCAGACUCAUUCUCUGCGUCGAAGGAGCAUGCAGUGGGCUUCCAAUCUGCUGGGGCCGUGGCACGCUGAGCGAGAUGCAGACAGACUGAGCCAGCAGCGCGGUGUCCUGCUCUCAUGCUCCGAGAGACUGGAGCUCACGGAGCUGGUCAAGAAACGCAUGAAGAACCUGGGGCUCUCCACACACGGAUUCGAUAGGAUGAAUAAUAACCAGAGCAGUCACUCAUACGCCUUAAUCAACCCGUCACCAGAUACAAAACUGGAGCUGAAUGACAUUGUGUACAUAAUCCGUAAAGAUCCUCUCAUUAAAGAUGAAAGAUACUGACAUCAAGAAAAGCUGGAGGAGUGAUUCACAAAUAAGAGAGAGGAACACAAAGAAUCAUCUGUGAAUGAAGAUCACACUCACAAUAGCUGUUUGUCUUCACUGUGACAUGAGUAAAGCUUGUUCUUCAGCAUCAGGUUAAGCAGCUGCAAACCUUUAACGCAGUACCUAUACAUCACUUAGAAUAAUGCAUGUAAAGUCUCUACAUUUAAAAGACAGAACAGUGCAAAUGUAAUCCACCUACAAAGACCACAAAAAUGUCUCUGAAUAAAUGAAAGUCUAUCUAAAUUAAAACACUGGAUGUUAACAAUCACUUAAAGGAAUAUUUCACUCCAAGAUUAAAAUUGUGUCAUUUUAUUUGCUUAAACCAUGUUGUUAUUAUUCUGUGGAGCAAAAAAAGGAUCAUUCUGCCCAUAGUUAUAGAUUCAUCUGAAAGCCAUAAACAUGUACUACUGUGAUUAGUAUUGGUCUAUCAUAAAC
Messenger RNA from Cyprinus carpio (common carp), 4787 nucleotides. It is a transcript of the gene kcnt2a, whose product is annotated as potassium channel, subfamily T, member 2. Gene Ontology annotation, biological process: potassium ion transport. Gene Ontology annotation, cellular component: membrane. Lineage: Eukaryota; Metazoa; Chordata; Actinopteri; Cypriniformes; Cyprinidae. Gene Ontology annotation, molecular function: intracellular sodium-activated potassium channel activity. The transcript has 29 exons. Bases 969 to 4310 code for a protein of 1113 amino acids. The record is from RefSeq and is a predicted model, not a curated record.